AUGGCUUUUGUAUUUUAAGCAGAAAGAAACAUGUUAAAUAAGCCUUCUGGUGCCCCUCCAAAUGUAAAAUUGAUUUAUAAUAAAUAGGUAGGUCCUGGUAGUUAUCUUUCACAUGAAUAAUUGAAGACAAAAUAAGGGAAUGCUCCAUUCGAUACAUAAGUUACAAGAAAUCAACCAAUAAAAUAAGAUAAUUCACCUGGUCCUGGAAGUUAUAAUCUUCAAAAUGAAGUCUAAGGGUAAAAUACUUCAUUUAAUUGUUUUUAUUAGGCAAAAUAUAGUUUUAUAAACAUCUUAAUCAGCAGUAAAAGUAGUCGAAAAACCUUAACCUUAAUCUGUUUUUGCUUCUUAGAGUAAACGAUUUCAUCAUCCAAAAACAAUGCUUUCACCUGGGUAUUAAAUUAUUCUUAAAUGCAUUAAAGUCCUGGAGCAUAUGAUGCAAAUAACUGUGGAACUAGAGUUAUACAAUAAUAAUAUACAUCCUAACAUUAUAUCGAAACUUUAAUGAAAAUGAAUAAAUAUUAAUCAAUACCCUCUAUACCAUCAUAGAAUCAAAUAUAUGGUUAUACAGAAAAAGGAAGUAAUUAAAAUUAUUCAAGAAAUUUUAGCUAAUGAUUUGGAAGUUAACAAAUUUCCAUUUCCAACAUUUACUGGUCUUAAAUAAGAUUCAGUUGGUCCAGGUUAAUAUGAUGUAAAGGAUGCAUUUGAAUAAAAUAAAUAUAAAGGAAGUUUUUGGCAUAAAUCUAAAGCUCCAAGAUUAGCACCAACUAUUUCAAAAGAAAAAGAAUUAAUGGUUGGACCUGGAACUUAUGAUCCAAAUGCAUCAGUUGUACCUUUACAUAAGCUUAAUCCAUCUGGAAAUUUUCAAUCUAAAUCUUAAAGAUUAUUUGAUUCAACUAAAGAAGAAAAACAAAAACAAUUUAUGAAAAUCUUCUAUGAUAAAUAAAAAGAUAGACUUAUAAAGAAUUAAGGAAAUUAUUUAGAAGAUGAUGAAUAUAUAUUUUAAGAUGUAAUUAUUCUCAUUUAUAUAAAAUUAAAAAGGAUACAACUCCAGGACCUGGAUAAUAUUUAGGAAAUACUUCCAGUCACUCAGCUAUUUCAACUAAUACCUAAUCUACAACUAAAAUUGGAAAAAAUUGUUUUGGAUCUAAAAGUAGAAGAUUUCAAGAAAAAAAAAUGCCCUGUUAUGUAGGUCCUGGAGAUUAUGAAUUAGAAACUGAUAUCAUUAAAGAAAGUAUUUCCUAAAAAUAACCUCCUUUUUAAUCAACUAAUCUAAGAUUUGAAGCUAAAGGUUUAGAAAAGCGUCCAGGACCAUAAACUUAUAAUCCUAAAAUUACUGUAAAUUUUAUUAAAAUUUAGUUAGUUGGACGAUAAAUUAACUAAAAAGUUAGAAAGAGCUCCAGUUGGUAAUUUUGGAUCUAAUUAAUCAAGAUUUAAAUAAUAAGAUAAUGAAAUGCCUGGUCCAGGAACUUAUGAUGAACAAAAUAAAAAAGUUAAAGGAGUUGCAUCUGUCUUUACUUCCAAAACUAAAAGAGUAGAUGCUGCUUCAAUUCCCAAAGAUAAUUUUCCAGCUCCAGGUGCAUAUGAUGUCAAAAAUUACACCAUUGAAUAAACUACCAAAAUUGAAAAGGAAGAGGACCCAGAUUUAGCCAUUUAUAAACCAGCCUUUGGAUCAUCUUUACCCAGAUUUAAACAUAAAGAAAAAAAACCUAUAGAUGAAGAAGAUGAUGAACAAGAAGAUUAAUAAAUAAGAAUGCAUAAUAGUUCAUCUUUAUUUUAGAAAAAAAAAAAAUCUCAUCCUCCAUUUAACUUUAGAGUAAUUUCUAUUUUCAUUAUCUAACUUAGGAAAAUAGAUUUAAUUAUGAUAAAAAAGAAGAAAAUUAACCUGGUCCAGGGGAAUACUUUGAUCCAAAAGAAAAUGCUUGGAAUAAAUCUACUUUUAAUAUUUUAUUCUAAGAAAUUUGA
Molecule: messenger RNA, 1962 nt
Organism: Paramecium sonneborni
Lineage: Eukaryota; Ciliophora; Oligohymenophorea; Peniculida; Parameciidae
Source: the annotation of a GenBank genome assembly